Cylicocyclus nassatus is the source of this 1509-nucleotide messenger RNA. NCBI's taxonomy places the organism in Eukaryota, Metazoa, Nematoda, Chromadorea, Rhabditida, Strongylidae. The record is from the annotation of a GenBank genome assembly.
AUCCAGAACAAUUCGUCAGCUGGAGUUUUCUCAUAAUUGUGAGACUAAAGCGAAAUUCUGAUGGCAUUCUGAUACUGCUUUCUAUUUGCCGCCUGUAUGCGUUGGAGAUUUGGAUUCUGCAUCGCUGUUUCUUCUCGGAAAACUUUAGGCUUGUGCGCAUAUGUAUGUAAUCCUAUGUCAGACGGAGUACGCGGGUUCAAAUGGUCAAUGGGUGCUAUGUGGUCUUAUACGGGGCGUUGCUCCGUACUUCCCCUUCUCGGUUCUGGUAAAUAUCAUGCUGGAUGCGCCGAUUUGAUGAUCACGGAAAAAGAUGGAGAUCCGGGAGUCUUCAUGCGGGUGUACUAUCCGACUGAAUAUAGUGCCCGAAGUUCCGUUGCGCAUGAGCACCCAUUGUGGUUGAGCCGAUCGGAGUACUUAGAUGGUCUUGCCGCAUAUUUGAAACAAUCAGCUUCUCGUUUGCACUUCCUUUACAACUGGGUGAUUGGGGAAGUGAGAGAACCGGCACUGUGGCAUGCUGAUCUAGUCAAGUCAAUCCAUGCUGUAUCUGAAGCGAGCCGAACUCCUACAAAUUCCACAUUUCCGAUCGUGAUAUUUUCCCACGGAUUAUCAGCCUGUCGUCACUUUUACUCAGUUUUUUGUUCGUCAUUGGCAUCUCAUGGCUUCAUAGUCGGCGUUGUCGAGCAUAGCGAUUAUUCUUCUUGUUGGACCUACAAACUAAGUCCAAAUUCUACCUCGGAUCGCUUCGAGGAACGUCAGUUUCCAUUACGACUUGUGGACCUUAAUGACAAACGUCUAUUUAAAAUAAGGAAUCAGCAGCUGAAUAAACGGGUAGCGGAAUGUGUCAAGGCACUACAUGUCUUUGAAGAAAUCAACCUUGGCCAGCUUCAGUCCAAUGCUAUCGCUUUAGGAGGGGACAUGGACUGGUUGCAAUUCAAGGAUAGGAUAGAUCUUUCAAGAGCUUUUGUGGCUGGCCACUCUUUUGGAGGUGCGACGGCUAUAGCCGCUACAGCUUUCUCCACCGACUUUCAGGCUACUAUAGUAUUAGAUGGAUGGUUAUUUCCACUUGAAUCAGGGCAUUAUGAGCGUGCGUCGCAACCGACACUGUUUCUCAAUGUCGACAAGUGGCAGUGGCCCGAGAAUCUGGAACGGAUGACGAAGCUGAGGAACAUCUCAGAGAAGCUCGUACUCACCUUGAGAGACGCUGAGCACAGCUCAUUCACCGACUUUCCUUUCUUGUUCAAUUCAUUCAUCGGGAAGAAGCUGAAGUUAAUUGGGGAAACACCGUCAAAAGCAGUCAUGGGUGCGAUUGUGGACUUGACUGUUACCUUUCUGAAUCGCGAUCGUGACGCGGAUAUGGGUACUUUUUCACUGAAAGACGAGUACCAAGCAUUCAUUGCCGAAGGAUUUCCUAGUCAUAUAUGAAGCACAACGUUUGGUUUAUGAAUUAUCUUUUUGUAUAGAAUUUUAAAUUCGUAAUUUUAUUUGAUAAAGAUCAUGCAUGAGAAGAGG